This is a messenger RNA of Priapulus caudatus, 2172 nucleotides long. RefSeq names its product protein XRP2-like. Gene Ontology annotation, cellular component: cilium; periciliary membrane compartment. The coding region runs from base 182 to 1171 and encodes 329 amino acids. Gene Ontology annotation, molecular function: GTPase activator activity. The transcript has 8 exons. Gene Ontology annotation, biological process: post-Golgi vesicle-mediated transport. The record is from RefSeq and is a predicted model, not a curated record. NCBI's taxonomy places the organism in Eukaryota, Metazoa, Priapulida, Priapulimorpha, Priapulimorphida, Priapulidae.
AUUUCCUGUUGUGGUGCUGCUCGCGUGAUUUAGUGUGUCAGCGAACAGUGAAAAUCAUGCUGUUGCUACAUGUUUAGAUUUAUGUUUUUCCCGCUAUUCAACCGUUUUAUGAUUUUCAAUGUUCAAAAAAUGGAGUCGUACAUAUGUCCACUACUAAGGAAUUAUAAAUAGUUAUUGCGUUAUGGGUUGUUGUGCAUCCAAACCGAAGGUGGAGGAGACGCAAGGUAGCACAAAAAAGGAAUAUUCGUGGGAUAAAAGAGCUCAAAUUGAUCCAAAAGAUUACAUAAUUGAAAAUGUAAAUGGCCAAACAGUUGGAAAGAUACCUGGUCAAGUCAAUGGGCAGCAAUUCAUCAUUCAAAAUUGUGAGGAUGCCUGCAUUUAUAUAUUUGACAACUCAGCACAGGUGACCAUUGAUGACUGCAAGAAUUGUCGAAUAUUUAUUGGUCCUGUGAAAGGCAGUGUGUUUCUGAGGGACUGUGCCGGAUGCAAGUUUGUAAUCGCCUGUCAACAGUUCCGUGCACGAGACUGCAAAAAGAUAGACUGUUUCCUUCACUGUGUCACACAGCCCAUCAUUGAAGCAUGUACCUCGAUGCAGUUUGGAUGCUUUCAGUACAAUUAUGAGGAAUUAGAAGAUCAGUUCAAGGCAGCAGAUAUUAGCUUAUUCAACAACAACUGGUCAAAUAUACAUGACUUCACACCAGUUGCUGAUGAGACCAACUGGGGCCUUUUGCCAGAGUCGUGUCUGAUCGUAUUCUUCUCUGAUGGAGGGUCAGACAGAAAAGAGCACGAAAUUUUCUUAAUGACAUGCGUGAGAACCAUACCCUUCAUGCUACUGCCUCGUCCACCUAGACUAAUGCGUGAGUUGUCGUUGAUGGGCGUGGUUGUUCAUUUGCAGCCACAUUGCACCCUAGUGCAGAGUAAGGAAGUUACAAUGCAGGAAGAUGAUGCCCGCCGCGUGUUUGGGUCAGAAUCCUACACAUUACUAGUAAAAUUAGGACCAGUGAUAGGAUUCGAGUAUAAUGGACCAAAUGCCAAUCUUCAUUGUCAAAAAGCCGUUGCUGACACAGCAUAUGGCACGACUGGCCUUGCCUUUGUUAGCAGCAAUCAAAAGACUGCCAUGUCGUACGUCGAGAACUUCUACAACUUUGCAGACAUGCAGAUGAGUGGCUAAGUGGCAUGAAGAUUAAACAGAGAAACAAUCAGAAGAUUACGUAUACAAGGGAUAUAAUUGAGUUAGUUGGGUUAACGAGCUAACUGAUGUGCUUCUACGAUGAGAAAAAGGGAGGUAUAUGAGUGAAAGAGAGCGAGAGAGAGAGGUUAGGAGGUUAAGCUGUUAGAAAAGGUUGUGCUAGAAUGUAGAUAUGUGAUUAAGCUGCUAGGAGCAUAGGCAAGCCUCAUUUAUGAUCUAGUCACAAAUCUAGGCCAUCUGGGAAGUAACUAUUGUUUGUUGGUUUUGUCUGUUAUCAUUUCUUCAUAAUAUUUUAGCUGAUUUUAUGAAGGCUUUCAAUGCAUAGCAUGUUCGCGUGCAUUCAUACAUAAUCUUUAUUAUGGAAUUAAGCCUUAAACAAGUGACAGUGACAGUAACAGCUGAAGUGACAGUGGGUAUGGGCAGUCAUUGAAGCUGGUGAGCAUUUGCUAUAUUGAUGAGCACCUGAUUAGUAUCUUGCUGUCCCCUACAUGUUUUCCUAAUAUUUUAGCAUAGUUAUUGACUUUAGGGCAACAUGGCGUUAUUUGCAUUUCUAGAUAAGCAUUCACUGUUAAGGCAUGUAAGGUACUCAAGUCACUUUAUUACACUUAUAUAGUAGGAUAUUGUAUUAUGAUGACCAGUUUUUAUGAGACUUCUACAGUUUACAGUUCUCGUUUUCUAAAGAUUAGCUGAAGUCAACAAAAUUGAUUGGUGGAUGCCACCAAGUUACUUGUGCUCGGUACAUGAAACGUGCGCUUCUAUUUCACGGUAGGUAUUUGCUCGUUUAAUAUUGAUGUAAGGCAUAUAAUAUCAAAUGGGGUUAAUAAGUGCUAUACGUUUUCGAAAUAUUGCUAUCCAUGACACAUCACUUCUAAUUGGCAUUGUAAAACGUGUGCACCAACCGGAGUAUAAUGAUACUCUGCAGGGAUGAAUGUUUCUGCAGAUUCAAUUACGGUUUACCAAUAAAGAUUGCCUUAACAAUUUAA